AUGUUUUAUAAGUAAGUGAGGCGCCCGCCCGCCAUCAUUGUCCGUUGUAAACCCGCGGUGACCAGUACGACUUGAGUGAGAGUGCUAAUAAAAUGUUGGUGUUUCCGCAAUGGCGACCGGAGUUACCCAGCGAGGGGUGUCGAUUGCAGAGAUGGGCCCCUGCAGAAAGAUUCGCGUCGUAUUUAGCCAGACCUGUCGUCCUUCCUCCAUUACCUCCUGGGGUGGACGAUGAAGAUUCGUCGGGCGGUUCAUCCCCUGAGCGCAAUGUGGAUUCUAGCAACAUAGAAGGGCUGUGCGCGUGGCGGGGGUGCGACGCGCGGUUUCCCAGCGUAGCACGCUUGUCCGCGCACGUAGCGCGAACGCACGCACACGCGCACAGCGAUGGCCUAUUCUAUUGUGGAUGGAAAGGAUGCUCCCGACCCCAUAAAGGAUUUAAUGCUAGAUACAAGAUGUUAGUGCAUGUGCGCACACACACAAAUGAGCGACCGCACAUUUGCAACCAAUGCCACAAAAGUUUCUCCAGAGCUGAAAAUUUGAAAAUCCAUCUCAGAUCGCAUUCUGGAGAAAAGCCCUAUGUUUGCCCAUAUGAGGGCUGUGGAAAAGCAUAUUCCAAUUCAAGUGACCGCUUCAAACAUACUAGAACCCACACGGUGGACAAACCUUACUGCUGCAAGGUCCCCGGCUGUAACAAGAGAUACACAGAUCCGUCCAGUCUCAGGAAGCACGUGAAAACUUACAAACACUUCACCACAGAUGAAAGCCAACGAAGAGAAUCAUCUGAUGAAGCUCCAAGUCCACAGAGAUAUUCACCACCAAGAGAAAGCUUCCCCACAUAUACCAAAAUGGAGCCUACGUCACCUAUGCAUCCGCAUAUUACUUACAGUCCUCCUAGAACAAGCAUUUCCCCAUACAAUCCAGUAUUGCCCUCCUUAAAAGAAGCUCCUGUGUCCCCAACAAUAAGAUAUCCGCCAAUGAUUGACUCGCUCACGUACAUCAGACCGAUAGAACCUUUGUACCCCGUAAGAGUUCCAUCACACGAAAUGUCAUACGUAGAGUACACGCAAAUGUACGAACAUGCCUACAGAAAUUACUAUGCUAACAGAUUACCGUACCCAGUAUUAAGACAUAAUGUGGGUGAGAAGGUAUUUACUUAUGAAGCCCAGCCUCAACUUGACGACGUUCCUAUAGAAGAAGUAAAGGAGAGAAAAGACUUAGCUUUUGAAGUUGAAGAGAUGCCAUUAAAUUUAAUUUGCACCAAACGGAACGAGUGCAACCCUGUUGAAAAUAUUAUCAGGCGUACAGACUUACCACUAGAUUUAAGUACUAAAAGCUGAUUUAUCGUUUAUUAAAUUAUUUCAAAAACUUCCGUUUAUUAUUUCAUAACAUUUACUAAACAUAGGAAAAAGAUGAAAGACAAAUAU
This is a messenger RNA of Plodia interpunctella (Indianmeal moth), 1421 nucleotides long. Its product is annotated as zinc finger protein GLIS1-like. The record is from RefSeq and is a predicted model, not a curated record. Gene Ontology annotation, molecular function: DNA-binding transcription factor activity, RNA polymerase II-specific; RNA polymerase II cis-regulatory region sequence-specific DNA binding. Gene Ontology annotation, biological process: regulation of transcription by RNA polymerase II. The transcript has 4 exons. The coding region runs from base 93 to 1334 and encodes 413 amino acids. Gene Ontology annotation, cellular component: nucleus. Lineage: Eukaryota; Metazoa; Arthropoda; Insecta; Lepidoptera; Pyralidae.